Molecule: messenger RNA, 9630 nt
Organism: Sordaria macrospora k-hell
Lineage: Eukaryota; Fungi; Ascomycota; Sordariomycetes; Sordariales; Sordariaceae
Source: RefSeq, a predicted model, not a curated record
AUGACCACAUUGUGCGGCAACCUGCAAGACUGCCCACUGCAUCAAAGAACAAAACCCAAAAUGGAGAUCCAACUUCAACCAAGGUUAGACUGCCUCAAGACCGCAGCACAUGUGAUCCUGGAUCUCCAGUUCCACGCUGCCGAGGGAAUGGCAUGGUGGGACUCGUCGCGCCGGAGCCUCGGGGCUUCACUGAGAUCCCAAAAACAACAUCCUCCUCCUGUUGUCGAACCGCCCGCCCCUGCUCCUACCGGCCCUCACCAACGGCCUCGCCAUAUCGACACACACACUGUCCCGCCUCACUCGACCAUGGAACUGGAGAGGGCCCUGCUAUCGCCCAUUACAGAGGAACAGCCCGUUGUAGCGACGCUAGCAGAGGCCACAAACACCGGCCCUCUCGUUGUCCACGUCCAUAUCCAGUUCCACGACCAGGACCUUCACUCCGUCACUCACAGCCAGACAUAUGUUAGUUCGCCAUACUUUGAACCUACGGGGAGGAUAUGCAAUGGCUUGCUUCGGCGUAUCGAGCACUGCUCCGAGGAGCUCAUCACCCGGACCGACCCCACAGCCCUCGAGGUGAUCAAGGAAGGGACCCACGACCGCAAGCCCUUGCGCUUCGAACUCACCUAUCGCGUCACUAGAGCUGGAUGGAUGGGCGAAUGGGCCGUCAGGACGUACAGGUCGUAUCAGCAACGGCCUUUGACAGCGGCCUCGGCCAAGGAGGUCAUUAUCGCAAGUCACAAGACGAUAGGCAUGUUUUUCCGACGACAUGACAGUGAUUUCCGAUGGCUGGGAGGCUCUGUUCUCGAUGCGACUACCGAAACCGCCGAAUCUUCUCUAGAUAUUGAGGUCGCCUUCCGCCACAGGAACCCACGACGACUCAUUCCAGCAUUCAAGAGGGUAGUCAAGGUUUACAGCAAACAGGCAACACCUCUCACGGCUGAGAUGGGCAGAGAUCUACUUGCCCAUGGAGCGGAGGCCAUUAACCGCAGCUUAGGUCUCAGGAAACAGAAGCUUGAAGUUCAUGCGCAGCAAUGUACGACGAUGACAUGCCAGCAUCGCGACAGCACAGCUCUCAACAUCGACGUGAGGAUAACAAACGGGAUGGGGCCUUCUCACAGCAACCUACAGCGCAGCAUACGAAGCAGUCUCUCAUUAUUUCACGAUUCCCACGGCGAAGAUUUUGUACGAGAUGUUGAGGAGUCCCUCGCAGAUGUCACACAGGCUAUCGAUACCCAGAUCAACCAAACGAACGAUUUCGAGUUUACCAUAGUCGAGUUGAAAGGGGUGAAAUGGUCAGUCCAGGAACCAGCGACGUUCACAGUGGGCGCUUCUGCAUCGCAUAGGCGACGAGAUAUCCAGGCGGUUUUGGAACGUAUCCAAACCGGCAUCGGUGAUGUGCUACAGGGGCACAACACGGCUGUACGGGUCAAUGCACGGAAACGGGGACAUUUAGUGUUCCAAGAGGUGAUACAAACACAUGAGAUACCCGGACGGUCAAAGACUUUCCAAUCACCCGAGGAGGAACGAUCUGUUCUCAUAUCCAGACUCACGGAACGAAUACAGAAAGAUAUAGAUAUGAUUUUCAAGGACACCUGCUCAAUCGACGACAUUGCGCUGGAAGAGGAGGAGCGGCACCCUCAUCCGAUCGAGGUUCCGCUUUCACCAGGUCUCUCGGUUGAGUGGCCUGAUAGACAAAACGGGCCAUCACUUGAAUUCCCUCCUUUAUCGGCAAAGACUUCGACCGAGCGAGUAAACGACAACCCAUUAUCCUUCGUCAAGCGAGCAUUCUCUCUCAAACGGCGCUCCACAUCAUCACUGAGGCAGAGCCUACGGUCUAUUGCUAGCAGCAGGUCCAGUUUGAACAGCCAUGACGACGCCUACUCUGUUGAUAUCCCACAUUAUCCCGAAGUGCCAGCGAGACCGGUAUCUCCCAUUCCGGCAACAUCAACAAAGUCGUCAAAGAAAAGGUUCAGCCUCGGCAAGAAGAUUUCCAACAUAUUCAAAUCGAAAGAAUCCAAAAGUGACUCGAAGAGCGAUUCGAAGAACGAUACCAAAAGCGAGUCGAGUUCGAAGCGACGGUUUUUCAGGUCAUCCUCCUCCAAAAGUGCUAGUGCAGCUUCCGCAGCACCUGCAGAGCCAAAGUUAAUGCGCGCUCACACCACCAAAGAAGGAAGCGGCGGUCAGACGCUGCAUCGCCCUACGCGCUCGAUGACGUCGAAUCCCUUAGGUAGCUAUGACCUCACUCCUGCCGCAAGAGGAUCUGUUGAAUAUCCUCGACCCUUCCAAACAGCAACCCCAAAUCUGGCAAACAGGCACGGAUUUGCAUCCAAAACUUUCGAGACAUAUCCACAACCGACAGAACCGCGGUGGUCUGUUGAUCGUUUGGAACGACCUGUAAUGGACACUCCGCAGCUUUAUGAGGAUGCCAAAGAGUUUCCGCACCAACUGCUCACUCCGGGGCUCACGACACGAAACGCCGAUACCCCUAAUUCUUUCCAUUGGUUGGCGAGCCCCGGAGCCGAUGCAUACUCUACGGCACCGUCUACACCCGCAUUGAGCUUAGGUGGAGAGUCUUCGCCGAGGCACAGCUUGCUAAUAAGCCCAGUACAUGUGAGGCAUCCAGAGUUGAAGGAUAAUACUUCGAGCGACUUUGAACCCGAGUCCGAGCCCGAGGAGCCCGAGGUCGGGACGGGGGCGGCUGCGGCGGACGCUUUGGUCGUGGCGGAGACGGAUGUCUUGGAGCUUCCGGAAGACGAAGUGCGAUCUAUUGUAUUUGCACCGCAGGAAUACACUACAGAACCUAAACCAGUAGCCGAAGGGUCCGAUGAAGAGGGUGUAAAGCCAGAGUCUCAAGAUGCUAGCGCGACGGUUAUCUUGGAAGAAGAUACCACGGCGACGCCGUUGGAUCUGCACAAAACAGCACCGGAGCCUAUUGUAUCGAGCGAGACAUUGGCUUCUGAGAAUCAAGAACUCGGAACCGAACCUGCACCCCUGUCCAAUGAGACUGCACCUGAAGAGUCGGACUUCCCCAGCCCUGAUAUCCGCCCUCAGCAGUCCAAUCAUGAGACAACGGUCUCUGUGGAUGCCCGCGACGCAAAUUCGGAGACAAAGUCGGCUCCAGAUAAUGGGACCGAGGUGCAGAAUGUUCCCGUUGUUCAGGUCGGAGAGAAGGUGGUUGCAACUGAGACCGACUACUUCAAUAAUUCCGAGUCUCGUGCCGAAAGCAAACCGACCGCGGAUGUCAUCGACUCCGAUACUAAUUCGGCUAAAGCAACCGACGUACCCGUCUCUCAAAUUGAUAAGCCUGCCGAUGAUCUGACCGGCCUAGUUGCGGAACCACCGAUAAUCCAGUCCGGGCCCGAGGAGGGCAAAACCGAGCAUCAACAUGACCAGGAAUUCGACGCACAUGUAUCCGACGUGGAGGAUGUGCCGCCUUCUACCGAGGAGGUUGCCCAUGAUGUUCAAUCGGCUGUGAACGAGCUUCAAUCCGGUCCCGAAGAACAGACUGCUGACCUGGUUAAUUACGAGGCUGAAGCCGACGCAAGCGAAACCCGUGAUGAGCCCUCUUCAACAGAUGAAUUCACCCAAGAUCGUAAUGAUAAUAUUCCUGAAGAUGAGGAUGUUCGCGCACCUUCAACGGACGAAAUAAGUCCUAUCGCCGAGCUUAUUGCUCAGGAACCCGAGCAAGCACAGUUCAGCCCUGAAGUGGACGCACCCGAACCAGGGGAGGAUAACAUCGAACCCCAAACGGAGGAUCUCAAGCAGAAUGGGUCCGUGGAUUUUCCAAUUGACGUCUCCGAGCCCUCGGUUGCGGAUCCUAUCAUUGCUCCCCUGGAAACCAGAGAAGAUGUGGUUCAACCGGACACAUCGAGCGAGGAGUCUACCUCCGAACAUGGCAAGGAGUCCUCCGAACUAGCAGAGGGUGACAGUAUCUCGCCUGCGGGGUCCGAAACCCUUGUCGAGGAUCAAGAGGAAGAAGACAUGAUCAAUACUCUGGCAUCACUUCAUAUCUCCAAUGUCGAAAAGGAUGCCGGCGCGAGUACCAAGGGUCAUCACGUCUUCUUCCCAUGGACGACAAGUGCCGUCGGCCCCGCCUCAGAGCCUCUCGAGUCCAACAGUCAGUACAUUGACGGGAGUGCACUGGUGGCGCACGCAGAGAUCCCCUGUUUUGAACCUCGGGAGCCGUCGGGCGUUGAAUCAAGGGAUGUAAAGAAUAUUCUCGGUCCCGAAUCAGUGUCCGUCGAGUCCAAGGAAGAUGUUCACUUCGAGAAUGACACAUCCGAGAUCCCCGAUGGAGUACCGAGCAGCCUCGAAAAAGCCGAUGUGGAGUUUGAGGAAGAGGAUCGGCCUCACUCCCCGGUUGACAUCGAUCUCCUUCAACCUUCUGAACUAGUGGACUUUAAGUCUGAGGGUCUUGAUCUGUGCGAGGCUCCUGAAGUAGCGCCGGAGUUUUGCGAUAUCAAGAAGAGUGAUCAUGCCCACGUCGCCUCCGAAGCCGAUCUUCCUCUUGAGGACGCUGUUCCCCUUGAGGAUUAUGUUCCCCUUGAGGACGCUGUUCCCCUUGAGGAUUAUGUUCCCUUUGAGGAGGCUCCCGAUGCUCAACAAGCUCAGCAGCCGGAGGUGGCCCUACCUCCGGUCAACAGGGCUGACGAACCAAUGUCUGUGACUGUUGUAGAGGAAGCUCCUGAUGCUGAGGAAGACUACGAACUGUCUUUCGGUACGGUCGAAACAGCGGAAGAUAUCGAUGCUGCCCAAGCUGUCGAUGAUGUCCAGCACGUCCAGCACGUCCAGCACGUCGAGGAUGUCGGGCCUACCUCUGAGACCGCUCUUGAAGCCCCGGAUCCCCAAGAAGACGAAAAGCUUGAGGUCAGCGCCACUGGGCCGGACGUGACUGCUCAAGAUACCAGCAAUAUCGAGGAGCGCGGACAGCCGUUCGCCAGCACCUCAGACGUUGUUGAGUGUGGCCAUGCUUCUGAGGAUGUCUAUGAUAAUUGGGAUGUUGACGUUGAGGAGAAGCCUCACCUCGAUGAGAGGGGCACAGAGGAUCGUGAUCCUACUUUCCCCCAAUUCUGGCCCAAUUCCUCCUCGAUCUUCAUUCCGUUCGCUCCUCUGGAGGCCCUCGACAAUGACCCUGAAACACCUUAUCCUGAUUCUAUGUCCCCCAAGGAUGUUGCAGCUCUCGGCGUAGAGACAGCUGAGUAUCGUGACCCAACUCUGCUGCAGUUCCGCUCCAACGACGUCCCCGAGAUUGCCGAUUGUUCUUAUGCUUUUGGCGAGCCUGCAGAGGAUGGCUUUGAGGCUUUCGAAUCUACCAAAUCAGUCAGCAGUGGUGUAGAAGAAAAGGCCGAUUACCGCGAUCCCACUAUGCCCCAAUUCCGGCCUCAUGAACUUUCGAAACCGGCGCUCACCCCUUUCGUCUCUCAUGAAGAAGUAACUGAGGAUAACAAUGCCUCUCCACAAACCGUCGAUGCAUCCAGGGAGGAGGUUUCUCAUCCUGGCGAGGGCGCUGCUGAGUACCGCGAUCCCACAAUGCCUCAGUUCCGGCCCAAUUCCUGUAGCUUUGUUCUGCGACCCUCGGUCUCCGUGGUGAUGGCGGAGGCGGAUGGAUACAAGGAGCCACCAGCCUCAGUCGUCGACGAGACCCCGUUCGAGACUUCCAAGCCUAGUGAGGAUGAUGUUGAUUAUCGCGAUCCUACAAUGCCUCAAUACCGGCCCAACUCAUUUGGCAGUGUUUGGAGGCCCUCGGUCUCUAUCUUGAUGGCUGAGGCCAACGGACAAAAAGAGCAGCCAGAAUCGCUGGUUGAUGAGAGCCCUGUCAAGAUUUUCCAGCCUGCCGAGACCGAUAUUAAUUAUCGCGAUCCUACAAUGCCUCAAUUCCGACCUAACUCGCUUGGUGUUGUUCGGCCCACAUCGGUUUCUGUUGUGCUGCGUGAGACAAAUGGGCAUAAGGAGCCACCGGCUUUACUCAUCGAUGAGGUCCCGGGCGAGGCUCUCAAGCCCGGUGAUUUCGAUUCUGAUUAUCGUGAUCUUACGAUGCCUCAAUUCAGACCGAACUCAACGUCUGAAAGCAUGCCCAUUCCCUCCAUCUCUGGAGAAUCACUCGAGCAAGGAGAGCAAUCUGGCGUGCCCGCUGAAGAUGAUAACGAGGAAAUCUCCUCUCAAGGUGAUCAAAGCACCGAGGACCGUGACCCAACAAUGCCUCAAUUCAAGCCAAACCGGGACCGUCCGGAGUUACCUCACCUCAACCGAGUUGAUGCCGAGCCAACGACGCAAAAGAACGUUGAGGUGACCAACGUUGGCCCUGUUGAGACUGAGAAGGGCGAAGAUGGAACUACACAAUUCCACGCAGAGGAUACAGCGUCUCCCGAGCAGCUCGAUGAGUCUGCUCAGCCUGAGCACGUCGAAGUUGAAGCUCCUGGUACUGAACGAGUUCGAGAGGCAAAGCUCGUGGAGGUAGAAGCUCCUGAACAGAUCCAGCCGGAUGCUGCCCUUCCCGCUGAAUCUGUGGUUGACAAUCACUCCGUUACUGGAAAUGAAGAGGCCGAAGCUGGGCCCAGUGAGCCUGCUAACGUGAAUUCCCAACCUGGACCUCGGCCAACCACUGAGCAAUCGGAAGAAAUCCUGGAGCAAGAGGAGCUCUCUCAAGACCAGUAUGACUCUCUUUUUGACCCGGUCGACCCCAAAUCCGUUACGGAGGAAGGCAAGGUUGAAGCCGGUGACCCUGAGCUGCCCGAGGUUGAUUCUGAGUCGGUGUCUGAGCCAUCUUUUAAGCCCACUUCAGAGGACAUCCCAGCCACCCAAGAGGAGGAGCUAUACCAGGAUCAGUAUGAUGCACUCUUUGAGCCGAAAGAAGAGAACGGUCUGCAAGGGACUGCGCACGAAGCGGCGCUCAAAUUUCCGGAAGUUCCGAAGAUCAGCCAGGUCGACUAUCGUGACCCAACGAUGCCUCAGUUCCGGGCCAAUGUCUUUCUCCCGUACCGCGAUCCCACCAUGCCCCAAUUCCGGCCUAACGCAGUCAUGACAAUCUCUCCAAUCUCUGUCCCUGCAAGAGUACAAGAACCGAACGAGAAGAUUGAUCAUGACUACGCCGUUAAGCGUACCAUGGGUGGUCUUGAUCAACUUGAAAGUGAAGAGAGAGCGGGUCUAAAUGAUGAAGUCGUCGAACAAGCAACCGAUCUGAGCGAACAAGUUCUUGAGCAACUUGGUGCCGAGGCUGGACAGACGGAAGACCUUUAUGAGCAGCUGGAGACCGAACAAACCACGCGCGCCAAUGAGUUGCUCGAACAUGUCAUCGAUGAGCAUGCCCUCGAAGAAGCCGAGACUAUUCUUGAGCAAAUUAAGGCCGAGGCUGAACAAACAGAGGUGCUUCUUGAGCAGACGAAUACUGAGCAGGCCGAGCGCGUCAAGGAGCUGCUCGAGGAAGUCAUCACUGAGCAAGCUCUUGAAGAAACCGACAAUGCCCUUGAGAAAAUCGAGGCCGAGGCUGAACAAACCGAAGAGCUUCUCAAGGAACUUGACACUGAGCAAACCGAGCGGACCAUUGAGAUCGCCCAAAACCUCGAGAUCCAGCACUCACUCGAGGAAAAUGAGAAGACGCUUGAGCAACUUGAAAACGAAAUCGAAAGCACUGAAGAGCUCCUUGAGAAGGUUGACGCUGAGCAAACGGAAAGGGUCGAAGAGCUCCUCGAGCAGUUCGAAACAGAGAAGGAAAUUGAGCAAAAUCAGGCAAGCAUGGAAGAUAUUGAUGCUGAGGUCAAAAAGAAUGAAGCCUUGCUCGAGGAACUUGAUAUUAAGCAAGAUGAACGUGCAGAGGAGAUUCUCGAGCAACAGGGGUCUCAACCAGAAGGGUCCCAGCAAGAGCAUAUCCCUACUAGUGCGACCGAGUCAACAGAGGAGUCCCUCAACCCCAGCACUGAAGUCCCUGAGUCGUUCCUGGAUGAAUUCCCCGCAGACAAGGAACAAACUGCCCCUUCGGUUGUUCUUCCUGCUGAAGCGGAGGUCGCGGAGACUGCUGUUGAUGAGGUGCCACCUGCGCCCCUCGAGCUCUUGUCGGAGCCAUUUACGGUUGCGCAAGCGGAGUCCGAUACCACUGAGAUGCAAGAUACUCAACCGCUUACUGUUACCCUGGUUGAUGAUGCUUCUAUCAGUAAGCCGAGUGACAUUGAGAAUGUUCAGCUUGAGCAUCCCGGCAUUGAGCUCGCCAAUCUCGAAGAUGAAGGUCUCGAGGAUGCUGAUGUGGAAUCUGAUGUCCCUGCAGUUGAACCUACCACUGGUCCCGUCAUUACUAAUUCCGACACGUGGGUUGAGCAUACUGAUGUCGGAGAUGUCGUUCUCGAAACCCCUGCUCCGGUUGUUCAGCGAGUCGUCGCGGAAAUUUCUACACACGAGCCAAUCAUCCAAGAAGUCCGGCUCGAAUUUCCCAACAUUGAGCACGCCAACCUUGAAGACGAAGGCCUCGAGGAUAGCGAGUUGCAGCCUGACAUCCCUGCUGCUGAACACGCGGUUGAGCCAGUCGUCGUCAAUUGCGACACCUGGGUUGAGCAUGCUGACGUUGAGGAUGCUGGUGUUCAGGUUCAUGUGCCUGCUGUUGUUUCUACCGGUGAGGAGGCGACCCAGGGAUCGAUCGUGGCUCCUAUUCAGUCAACCCAUGAAGAAAUGCCUACCGAACAGCUAGACAUUCAUGCUGAACCAGCGCUCUCGGCUGAGUGUGUCGCUAAGCCGGAUCUUGAGAUUCUGGCUGCCACUGAACCUCAAUCCGACCAAGAGAUCAACACCACGCAGCCAAACUUCGAUAGCGAUAUCAAGGAGGAGGAACCUUCAACUAGUCAGGUUUCGUUUGCGCAAGAUGCGAAUCUUGAUGAGCAAGAUACUCUUUCCGAGGUGGUGGAUCGAAGCUUGGGUGAUACUCCUGGCGCUGAAGACACAGAUGACUCGACUGGAGAUCUAGCUACACGCGAUGCCAAGGGGUGUCUCAGAGUUGAGUCACUUGAUAACCUCGUUCGAUCCGCCGAGGCAGUUGAGAGGAAGCUGAGAGAACUCCCCGACGAUGAGCCUGCCACUGGCGAGGAUGAGAAAGCCCAUGGUGAGGAAGUGACACCGGCUUUGGAGCCAGUCGAGGAACCCUUGCCCGCGGCACCUGAGGCGAUUGCCGAUGAGACUGGAGACCUUGACGAGACUCCGCUUGCCAUCCUAACGGUCAAGCAGGAGGAUAUGAUUGCGGGACAGGAAAUGCUUCACGACAUCCCCGCAGUUGCCCUACCUGACCUGUGCCUCCUCGAAGAGGUUGCUCCCCACGAGCCAAUCUCUGCCCCAGCAAUCGGGCUCAUCACUAAAAAGCCAUCAGAGCCAGCUCAGCAACCGUCCGACAUCCCCAGUCCCCGCCAAGUAUUCGGAGUUAGUCCCCGCGGCUCUGUCGAUACCAUCCGUGGCUCGGAUGUUGACGAGGAGGAGGCCCCUGAGCUAUACGCUCCUCCUCCCACGGCUGGCUUUUUCGGCUUCCAUCACUAUCAUGAGAACAAGUGGGCUAAGGUCGGCUUGCUCGAUGCAUUGAUCAACUCUACUUCUCGCCGCUUCAGUCUCCCCCUUCAGGCGUUGUUGCAUCGCAGACACAAGUCGGAUGCUCCUCAAUAA